Molecule: messenger RNA, 884 nt
Organism: Olea europaea var. sylvestris
Lineage: Eukaryota; Viridiplantae; Streptophyta; Magnoliopsida; Lamiales; Oleaceae
Product: ATP synthase subunit O, mitochondrial-like
Exons: 4
Coding region: 43-600 (185 amino acids)
Biological process (GO): proton motive force-driven mitochondrial ATP synthesis
Cellular component (GO): membrane
Molecular function (GO): proton-transporting ATP synthase activity, rotational mechanism
Source: RefSeq, a predicted model, not a curated record
UAGGAGGGUUAAUAUGUUGAUAUUCUGUAGGUUCCUGUGACAAUGUUUGGUGUGUCUGGAAACUAUGCUUCAGCUUUGUACAUUGCAGCAGUUAAAGCUAAUGUGUUGGACAAGGUCGAAUCAGAGCUCAUUGGCCUUGUUGAGGCUUCAAAGAAAAGUCCUACAUUUUCUCAGUUUAUGAAAGAUUUAUCAGUAACUGCUGAUGUUAGAAAGAAGGCCAUAAAUGAAAUUAGCACUCAAGCUAAAUUUUCAGAUAUCACGAAGAACUUCUUGGCUGUUGUAGCUGAAUAUGGGAGGCUAGCACAUUUAGAGCGUAUGGCUCAGAGAUUUACUGAGUUGACCAUGGCACACAAGGGAGAAGUUAAAGUCAUUGUAACAUCUGUGAUUCCUCUACCUCAAGAAGAAGAGAAAGAGCUGAAAGAAACAUUGCAGGAUAUGAUUGGUCAGGGGAAGAAGGUUAAGGUUGAACAGAAGAUUGAUGCCAGCAUUCUUGGUGGGCUUGUGGUGGAAUUUGGACAAAAAGUUUUCGAUAUGUCCAUAAAGACUAGGGCGCGCCAGAUGGAGCGAUUUCUGCGGGAACCUGUCAACUUGGACAGCUAAAUGGACAAAAUCAACAAAAUCAAGUAUGUUUAUUUGGAUAAAUAACUAAGAGCUACUUGGCUGCCCCAGUUUCAUUUCACAAUGUUUUCCCGUUGCAUUCAAAUAAAAGCUGCCUGUUUUUUCUCUUAUUUUCUCAUGUUGCUAAACUUAGACGAGAUCAGAUAUCGUUUCACGACGAUUCUGUCGGUUACACUGUAUUCCCAUAUUAUAUAAUUUUCUACAUUUUCUAACUCUAGCUUGAGGUAUUGGAAUAUAUUUUCAAAAAGCUUUUGGCGUUGGAUAAA